Messenger RNA from Macrobrachium nipponense, 327 nucleotides. RefSeq lists its product as uncharacterized. NCBI's taxonomy places the organism in Eukaryota, Metazoa, Arthropoda, Malacostraca, Decapoda, Palaemonidae. The transcript is spliced from 2 exons. The coding region runs from base 1 to 327 and encodes 108 amino acids. The record is from RefSeq and is a predicted model, not a curated record.
AUGGCUCCCUCUUGGGCGUGGCAGGAGAUUCUCUUGGAGAAUCGCAUGGUGGCCAUGCCGAUGUAUUUGCCGAGGCAUCCUCGGACGGGGCAUGUGUAUCGGAGCAUCAGGAUCAAUAAAAGAUUGAAGCUGCCAGGCCACGACCAACACAUUUUGGCAUCACCCACUUCUCCUCCUCCUCCUCCUCCUCCUCCUCCUCCUCCCCCACCUCCUCCACGUCCUGCACCACCUCCUCCUCCUCCUCCUCCUCCUCCUCCUCCUCCUCCUACUCUCCUAACUCCUUCACUUACAGCUCCUACUCUCUCUCCACCCUCAUUUUUCGUCUAG